This is a messenger RNA of Rotaria sordida, 306 nucleotides long. Lineage: Eukaryota; Metazoa; Rotifera; Eurotatoria; Philodinida; Philodinidae. The record is from the annotation of a GenBank genome assembly.
UUUUUUUGCAUAGCUGUUGGUCAAGCUAAUACAGAAUGGUAUUUGAAUCCUGUAACACGUGAACUUAAAGAUCAGAUGCCACCUCAUCCAUGUGUAUUUGUUAAUGAACCAAAAUUACUUGAUCUUAAAAUGAUUCUUAUUCGACAACAUGGACUUAAAGCUGAAUUUGUUGGUGGAGUCCUUACAUGUGAAGAUACUGUAGCUAUCAAACGAAACGAAGCAGGUAAAAUCAUUCUUGAAGGUGCACUAUCCGAUACAUAUUACAAAGUCCGACGAAUCUUAUAUGAUCAAUAUGCAAUUUUGUAA